UCCAAACCCUUGAAGCGACCAUUAAAACAUUGGAAAAACAACUCGAAAUAUGCAAUGAAUUUAAAAAAAAUUACCUUACCAGAGAGGAUUUGUUCGCGUCAAGGAAGGUCAUACUGGAUACGCUGGGAAAAGACUUAAGUUUCUGUCGGAACGAAACUGUCGAAUUAAACACCAAGGUUCAAAAGAGAGAUGCGGAAAUAUCAAGUUUAAAAGCGCAGACUGAAUCGAAUACAAUUAAAAUCGAAGAACUCGAGAAAACCGUAAAUGAAAAAAAGACAAUAUCAAAUGCAGUCAAUAUCAUAGAAUCAGAGAAAAACCUAUCUAAAAAUAUGGAUAGCUGCAUCGGUAAAUCGACAGGUGUUCACAGCAUAAAAGUCAUGAGCUCUUCCUUCUACGUCUAUUGUGAUUCAACCACGUUUGAUUCCGGUUGGAUGGUUAUUUUUCGUUCUAAAAAGUUAUCUUCAGGCUUCGAUCACGACUGGAAUGACUAUCGAAAGGGGUUCGGCGAUCUGCACGGCGAAUUUUUUAUCGGCCUAGAUAGACUUCAUUUAUUAACUAACUCACGGAAUCACGAGCUAUAUGUUAGCACUUUCGAGAAUUCUACCUUUGCACGAUAUAGUCAUUUCCUUAUUAGCGGUAUUGAUGACGAUUUUCAAAUAAAAUCAUUGGGCAAAUAUUCCGGAAAUAAAUUUGAUAUAAUGAUCGAAUACCUUAAUCGAAAAUUCAUAACUCCCGACAACCAGAACAGUGUAAUUAAGACAUAUUGCACAAGAAGAAUCAAGCUCGGUUGGUGGCUUAACAGUUGCUCUGCAAGCACUGAAAUUGAUUUUCUCUUCUCGGGUGCUCUUAUGAUGAUCAAGCCAACUGUCGAUUAGCCGAAAGUUAAAAUUAAAGCAAAAUUGA
Messenger RNA from Drosophila novamexicana, 903 nucleotides. Its product is annotated as ryncolin-4-like. NCBI's taxonomy places the organism in Eukaryota, Metazoa, Arthropoda, Insecta, Diptera, Drosophilidae. The transcript has 3 exons. The record is from RefSeq and is a predicted model, not a curated record. Bases 330 to 875 code for a protein of 181 amino acids.